Molecule: messenger RNA, 273 nt
Organism: Protobothrops mucrosquamatus (brown spotted pit viper)
Lineage: Eukaryota; Metazoa; Chordata; Lepidosauria; Squamata; Viperidae
Product: HLA class II histocompatibility antigen, DR beta 5 chain-like
Exons: 1
Biological process (GO): antigen processing and presentation; immune response
Cellular component (GO): membrane; MHC class II protein complex
Source: RefSeq, a predicted model, not a curated record
CCCAUUUCCUGUACCAGACGAAGUACGAGUGCCACUUUCUCAACGGGACGCAGCGGGUGCGGUACGUGUACCGGGAUAUCUACGACCGGCAGGAGAUCCUCCGCUUCGACAGCGCCCGCGGGGAGUACGAGGCCGUCACGGCGUUGGGGAAGGCGGAUGUGGAGGAUUUCAACAGGGAUAAGCACGAGCUGCAGUACCAGAAGGCCUCCGUGGAUCGCUUCUGCCGACACAACUACAAGACUCUCCAGGGCGGCUUCGUGAUUGGCUGGAGAG